CUGUCCCCUCCCGCAGGCCAUCGUGUGGGACGAGUACCUGACCGGCCCCUUCGGGCUCAUCGCGCAGUACUCGCUGCUCAAGGAACAUGAGGUGGAGAAGAUGUUCACGCUCAAGCCAGGCCGGCUACCCCCGGCCGACGUCAAGAACAUCAUCUUCUUYGUCAGGCCCAAGCUGGAGCUGAUGGACAUCAUCACGGACAAUGUGCUCAGGGAAGACAGAGGCCGCUCUCCGCAGAGAGACUUCCACAUCCUGUUUGUGCCACGCCGCAGCCUCCUCUGCGAGCAGUGGCUGAAGGAGCAGGGCGUGCUGGGCUCCUUCAUCCACCGYGAGCAGUACAGCCUGGACCUGAUCCCCUUCGAUGGAGAUCUGCUCUCCAUGGAGUCCGAGAGCGCCUUCAAGGAAUGUUACCUGGAGAGUGACCAGACCAGUCUGUACCAUGCAGCAAAGGGGCUGAUGACGCUGCAGGCUCUCUACGGAACCAUCCCGCAGAUUUUUGGGAAGGGCGACUGUGCUCGGCACGUGGCCAACAUGAUGAUCAGGAUGAAGCGUGAGUUCCCUGGGAGCCAGAAUUCCAUAUUUCCUGUUUUUGAUACCCUCCUGUUGCUGGACCGCAAUGUGGACCUGCUGACGCCGCUGGCCACGCAGCUGACGUACGAGGGACUGAUAGAUGAGAUCUAUGGGAUUCAGAACACUUAUGUGAAACUCCCUCCUGAGAAGUUUGCUCCGAAGAAGCAGGGUGAGGGUGGGAAAGAUCUCCCCACGGAACCCAAGAAGCUCCAGCUGAACUCUGCAGAAGAGCUUUACGCCGAAAUCCGAGACAAGAAUUUCAACGCUGUGGGCUCAGUGCUGAGCAAGAAAGCCAAGAUUAUCUCAGCAGCCUUUGAGGAAAGGCACCACGCCAAGACUGUUGGAGAGAUUAAGCAGUUUGUGUCCCAGCUGCCUCACAUGCAGGCGGCGAGGAGCUCGCUGGCCAACCACACCUCCAUCGCAGAGCUCAUCAAAGACAUCACCACAUCUGAAGAUUUCUUUGAUAAUUUAACAGUGGAGCAAGAGUUCAUGUCUGGAAUAGACACAGACAAGGUUAACAAUUACAUUGAAGACUGCAUAGCUCAAAAACAUCCUUUAAUCAAGAUCUUGCGUCUCGUUUGCYUGCAAUCCGUGUGCAACAGUGGGCUGAAGCAGAAGGUUCUGGACCAUUACAAAAGAGAGAUUCUCCAGACUUACGGCUAUGAACAUAUAUUGACCUUAAACAAUUUGGAAAAGGCUGGACUCCUGAAGCCCCAGACAGGUGGCAGGAAUAACUACCCAACAAUCAGGAAAACRCUGCGUUUGUGGAUGGAUGAUGUUAAUGAACAGAAUCCCAAUGACAUCUCAUACGUGUACAGUGGCUACGCCCCGCUGAGCGUGCGCCUGGCCCAGCUGCUGGCCCGGCCGGGCUGGCGCAGCAUCGAGGAGGUUUUAAAGAUGCUGCCAGGGCCCCAUUUUGAGGAGAGGCAGCAGCUACCCACAGGCCUUCAGAAAAAGCGUCAGCACGGUGAGAACAGAGUCACCCUGGUGUUCUUCCUGGGAGGUGUCACCUAUGCAGAAAUCGCCGCGCUGAGAUUUCUGUCCCAGAUGGAGGAUGGAGGCACAGAGUACGUCAUUGCCACUACAAAACUGAUCAAUGGAACAACCUGGAUCAAAUCCUUGAUGGAAAAACUGGAGCCCGCCCCKUUCUAGGGUGUGUGGUGAGAGACUGUCAAUGUGAGAGGCCCUGUGUGACACAGGCACGUCAGCUGCUGCUCCUGGCAUGGCUGCUCCGGCGGAGGAACACGGCACUGAAGGAAACUCUCCUGAGAGCAGCCUGUGAUCCAGUUACCUUCAUCCCUUCUGCACUUGUGUUCCAGCUGUCUGUGGAACUUCCAAGUAGACAASCAGGCUUGGAAUGCAGUGGGAAACAAUGGGAAAGAGAGAUCCCUGAUCAUGGUCUGACCUGGCAGCCAAGCGCUGGGGGAAYGGGCCCUGGUUUUUCUCUUUGGCAAAUGGCUGCUUUUUUUUUUCCGUUUAGCUUUGGUGGAAGAUGGGAUUAUUGCUUUUUACCCUCCUAAGGUGCUGAGGAGGAUGUUUUCUAUUCCUGACUUCAUACCAAUACUCCCAGACUGUUUGUCUCUCUGUGGUGCCCGAUACAUUCCAUGGAUGCAAUCUGUACACAGCUACACCUGUAAUCCUUAAGCAUUUUACUUCACUUGUUCCGUGAAGGGAUUGUGGUGAGGGGAUUUGUUUGUCCUAGGUACACUCACCUGACUCUGGAAAGCUCCUCCAGAGUCUGAAUUACAUCAGUGUGUCCUGAGCUUAUGGUUGAAGACACACAAACACUCCCUGUGUGGGACUUGGGCCCAAAAUAGCAAGARCAGUAAACAGUGGGUUUAAAACAGACACUUUUUUCACCCCCCUGCUCAGGUUAUAAACUSUGGUACUUGCUGUCACAAGCUGCUGUAGAGCUCAGACUUGUAAAAUGGAAUUUUCCAUGGCUUGGUGUCUGGGUCCUUGGUGUGCAAGGGGCAGCUGCUGGCUCCAGAGGUGCCACUGGUGAYUUCCACACUGCAGUUCACUCUGAAAUGGUUAAAGACAAUUAAAAAAAAGCCUGCUCCUCCCCUUAAAUCACACUCUUAAAUCACUGUCAAACAUUUCGGCUUUAGUUAUUAUGCAUAUGUCCCAAUAAAAGUUUCAGUUUUUCCAAGUUGUCACAGUUGUGACUGUGGGGUUUGAUCCAUUGUUUUAUUUUCUAAGACUGAGUUCUGCCAAGUCAGACCCUCCAUGGAGCCCCUCUGUCUGUUUAACUCCAGCUGGCAUAUUAUAAUAAAAUAAAAUAUGUAUUUAAUCUUUUUUUUGGAAGUGUUUACACUCUCUCUCUCUCUGGAAUACAAAAAUAAACAAAAUAAAUCCCUGCACUGUGGCAGCUGUAUCCUUGUCUCCUUGACCCAGGAUAACUGAAUAGCUGAAUUACUGAAGUUGAAACGUAUUUUUCUAACAUCCAGGUGGUUUUUAAUUAGGGCUCAUGCAAAAUUUGAUUCUGUUCUGCCACYUCACAUACUACAUCAGAAAUAUUUGUGGGAUUUCUUGACUUUUAAAGAAAAAUAUUAUUUCAGUCAAUGGAGACUUUCUAUUUCAGGUGGGGAGACAAUUUGCAGACAGACUU
This is a messenger RNA of Malurus melanocephalus (red-backed fairy wren), 3179 nucleotides long. It is a transcript of the gene VPS33A, whose product is annotated as VPS33A core subunit of CORVET and HOPS complexes. The transcript has 12 exons. Gene Ontology annotation, cellular component: CORVET complex; lysosome. The coding region runs from base 101 to 1720 and encodes 539 amino acids. The record is from RefSeq and is a predicted model, not a curated record. Lineage: Eukaryota; Metazoa; Chordata; Aves; Passeriformes; Maluridae. Gene Ontology annotation, biological process: vesicle-mediated transport; intracellular protein transport.